Molecule: messenger RNA, 2412 nt
Organism: Chlamydomonas reinhardtii
Lineage: Eukaryota; Viridiplantae; Chlorophyta; Chlorophyceae; Chlamydomonadales; Chlamydomonadaceae
Exons: 8
Coding region: 271-1644 (457 amino acids)
Biological process (GO): positive regulation of DNA repair
Cellular component (GO): BRCA1-A complex; BRISC complex
Source: RefSeq, a predicted model, not a curated record
AAAUAGAUAUUGCAUUCUCAAUAAGGCACUUGAUUCGAAGUUAGCUUUGAGCACCUGCAGGCACACCAACACAACACCGGAACCUGACACAGCUGCCUGAGUGCAGCACCGCGCUGCUGCUUGAACUACCAUAUAAUGCACAUCAUGCUACGCACGCAUUAACGCCUUUUACUGGACCGCGGGGCCGAAGCCGCAGCACACAGCGACUCGCCCUGCUGUGUGCGCUCCGCACACCGCCUUGAGCCUGCCUUACCUCGCCCACUACCAGAAAUGACGGUGUCCGCGCCCCCCUACUACCCGGAGACGGUAGUCUUCGUGUUGGACUGUGCAGUGGAUGUUGGCAUUGAAUACUCCAAGAGCGUACAACGCCUGGAGCUCAUAAAGGGCUGUAUCGCCAUGUUUGCGCAGGCCAAGAGCCGUGUCAACCCACACCACAAGUACGGCCUCGCAGUCAUCCGGGACUGUGUGCAGUGGGAGGGCCCGGGUCUGAGCAGCAGUCCGGAGGGGCUGGCGGCGGCGCUGCGGCCCGUCAUGCCCUCGGCGGCGCCCGCCACGGCGGCGGCGGCGGCGGCGGCGGCUGGCGCACACCGCCCGCUGGACCUGGGGUCGCUGGUGAGCCUUGUGACGCCGCUGGCGGUGGCGGAGGAGGCGGACGGAGCCAAGGUCCGCGUCAUCCUGGUCUACUGCCGCUCCUCCUGCCUGCCGGUGUGGACCAGCUGCCGCGGCCCGGCGGACCCGGGACUGGCGCUGGACGUGCUGUUUGUGCACGACAAGGCGGCUGCGGCGGCGGCGGCGGCGGCGGCGGGCCCCGGCGGCUGCCCCUCGCCGCAGGACGUGUACACGUGGCUCGAGGACGCCGCUGACGAGCUGUCGGGGCGGUGCGGCCACGCCGCGUAUAUAUUCGAGGCGGGCGGGCACCUGGUCAAGAAGGUGGCCAACCUCAUGGUGAACCUGGUCGCGCACCCGGCACAGCGCCCGCCGCAGCGCGAGCUCCGCCCCGGCCCCCUGGACUUAGCGGCCUUUCCCCCGCAGCCCACAGCCGCCACCGACACAGCAGCAGCAGCGGCAGCAGCAGCAGCACAGCCGCCGCAGCCGACAGCAGCAGCGGCAGUAGCACUACAGCCGCCGGUGCCGGGUGGGGCGGCGGGGGCGGGGGCGGCGCCGGGAGCGUUAUCAGUGCGGGGGCCGUCGCCCGCCCGCGUGCCGCCACCGCCGUACCAACCGCCGCCGCUGUACGGCGGCUCCUCGGCGGACGCCGGUGGCGGCGGUUUCACCGUGAAUCCGUUGGCGGCAAUGGCGGCAGCGGCACCUGUGCCGCCGCCGCCAUUACAUCAAGCGCCGCAGUCGUACCAACCGCCGCCGUACCAGCCGCCAAACCUCAUGGACUUUACGCUGCCAAUACCGCCGCCAGCCGCGGAAGGUACGGCAUAUGCGUACGAGCCGCCGACGCCGUCGCUCAUACCGCACGUGCCCGCGGUGCCGCCGCCGCCGCAUGCCGCUGCUGGGGUGGCGGGUACGGCAAGUGCGCUGGCAGGGCUGAACCUGGCAGGGUCGUACCACCAGCAGCAGCAGCAGCAGCAGCAGCAGGCAGCGUCGUGGGGGCAGCUGCCUCCGCCGCCGCCGGCCGCACCAGACCUGAUAUAAGAGCGACGGCGCGGUGCGGGCGCGGCGUCCGCGGUGGUGUGACAUGGGCAGGCAGUCGUACAAUGGGCGUGUGUGUGUGUGUGUGUGUGUGUGUGUGUGUGUGUGUGUGUGUGUGUGUGUGUGUGUGUGUGUGUGUGUGUGUGUGUUUUCUGACUGUGCAGGCACCUAGCCUUUUGGUGUACGUGUAUGAGUUAUUGCGACAAUGGCUUGGUUCAUUCGUGUGGGUGCGGCUGCACCCUGGCAGCUGCAUCCAGUGCAGUUCCAUCUGAUGCGUCGCGACGCCCCACGCCGCCACCUCGUGUGGCCGCUGCGGCGACCCGCGGGCGCCCUGGCAGCAGGGAUUGGGCACCGCCACACACUUGGGCGCCCAGCCACACGCAUGCGCGUGUGCGCAUGCGGAUUCUCAUGUGUUUGUGGGGCCGUGCAGUCGCCGCCUGUCCGUGUAAAGUUGUGUAAUUGUACUUGAUGAGUUAUAGUGCCAAGCAAGUUGGCUGUUUGCUCAGGGUUUGCUGUUGGCAUGCCUCCAGCGUGUAUGCGUUGUUGCGCAACCGGUUGCAUUGGCGGGUUUGGCGGCGGCAGCAGCGCCGCUGGUGAGCGAUAUUCGUUAGAUCCUGACUAGACACAGCACGCUUGAAUUUUGAAAGGCUGCUGUCACUGCUACACAGCGAGUGCGCGAUGCGAACGUUAGUUCAAACGAGGAGCCCGCGCUGCUUGGUCGGCCUCUCGGGGUGUGAGCGCGCGCUUCCAAUCCUGUAACCCAUCGUCCCG